AUGGCCGGCGGCGUGGCAUCUAUGCAGAUUGGGACUCCUGCACCUGCCACUGAUUUGGAGUCUCAUCGCCCCUACUGCGUGCAGAAGCGCAAGUGUUGCUGCUGCGAGCUGCCAAGAUAUGCCAAAUGCACUGUGUGUCUCUUGGCGCUCUACAUAGUCUUGAUGCCCGUCAUUUACCUCGUCGGCCAUUUCCUGGUAUAUCCAGGCUCCGACUUUGUGGCGACUUUUCAGGGAGACACCUGCAGGAAGUUCAGCUUCACUGGUCGUGAUGGCUACGCCAUCAAGUCUGCCCACUGCCCUCGUGGAUUUAAAGAGAAAGGGCAAAGGUCAACGCCCAUUGUUGCGUUUGGCGGCAACGGGAUGAACAUGUACGACGUGUUGCUGA
This is a messenger RNA of Symbiodinium pilosum, 385 nucleotides long. The record is from the annotation of a GenBank genome assembly. NCBI's taxonomy places the organism in Eukaryota, Dinophyceae, Suessiales, Symbiodiniaceae.